This is a messenger RNA of Myotis myotis, 6712 nucleotides long. It is a transcript of the gene OGT, whose product is annotated as O-linked N-acetylglucosamine (GlcNAc) transferase. The transcript has 20 exons. The coding region runs from base 1984 to 4608 and encodes 874 amino acids. The record is from RefSeq and is a predicted model, not a curated record. NCBI's taxonomy places the organism in Eukaryota, Metazoa, Chordata, Mammalia, Chiroptera, Vespertilionidae. Gene Ontology annotation, biological process: protein O-linked glycosylation. Gene Ontology annotation, molecular function: protein N-acetylglucosaminyltransferase activity; protein binding.
AAUCUGGCAGCCGCAUUGGUAGCAGCAGGUGACAUGGAAGGGGCAGUACAAGCUUACGUAUCUGCUCUUCAGUACAAUCCUGAUUUGUACUGUGUUCGCAGUGACCUGGGGAACCUGCUCAAAGCCCUGGGUCGCUUGGAAGAAGCCAAGGUAGGUGUUUGAUAGAGCACAUUUAAACAUCAGUGUUAUGAAAACUUGUACUUUUUGCCAAGUCUUCAACUCUUCAUUGAGCUGUCUUCACAAAACAGUCCUAAGAAACUGAGGAAAACUGACGGCAUGAAUCGCCUCAGACUAGAGCAGGGCCAGGCUUUGGCAUAUCUGUUCUAAAUCUGGGGGUAAAGCAAGAACCUGAACAUCUUGGAGCCUUUCUGCUGAGCUAGAUCAUCUUUAUAACAAUGGGCUCCGACAUGAUCUUUUGUGGGAAUAAAUAACAUUCCUUCAAAUCUGAGGCUUGCCUGCUGGUGACAAGCAGAGCGCCUGUGAUUUGGCUCAAGACUCCUUAUGAUGCAGGUGCCAUUGAAAAUGCUGCUCUUCUAAGUCCUUUGUGGCUUGUAAGUGGAGAAGAACUUCAUCCAAAUGUUACCCUGUAAUACUGGCAUUUAAAUUCUUAUUUAACCUUCCUCCCUUCAUCUUCCUCACCCUUUUUACAGUGGAAGAAAGGCUGUUAAAAUGAUUGCAAAUUAAUAAUUGGAACAUCCUGCCCCUUCUUGUCCCCAUUCCUUCCUUCAAGUUCCUUUUCCCUCUUUUCCAAUCCUAGUUGUCUACUUUUUUUCCUUCUUUACUUCCUUCUUUUAUUCCUCCCUACCCCACCUCCUUAAAAAAAAAAAAAAAGUCAGGACAAAGCUGGUUUGUUUGGGAAAUGGACUGAUCGAAAGAAAACUUGCCGAAGUGGAAAGGUGGCUUUUAGCAUUCUGUGUUACCAAAUAUGAAUUUGAACACCAGGUUGGGUUAUUAAAGCAUUUGGUAUAAUUUUAAAUUAAAUUUAUAAAUGAAAUUGUCUUGUUACAAGCCACCUUACGCAACCGCGCUGCAGGGGUGAGGAGUGGGGAGAAACCAGAAUGCUUCUGAAACUCCCACCUGUUGCUCUGAGCCCCACGCGCAUGCUAAUGCGUGGAGUGUAUGCGCAGCGUAGCUGUCUGUUUGCCUGCUUUAUCCAGGGAGGGAGAAGGCUUUUUAGUAUCAUCUCAUGUUCAAAGGCACUAGUUUUAAGUGCAUAGUUCAUAAAUUCUGCUGACACUUUGGAUUAACCUUAUGUUGGUUUCCAGCUAAUGAAUUGUAAUUGAUUUUAAUCUUAGCUGAUAAAUCCAAUUGGUAAUUUAUAGAACAAAUAUUUGAUAAGCUCCUAUUAAUUGUCACCCCACCAAGCGGACAGCUAACAUGAAUUGCACUUCACUGCAGCUUUAGAGAUCGGUUUAGGCUGAGACAUUGCGCCUGCCUUAGGUUGCUGACUUCUUUAUUUCAGAGCUCUGGAGACACCUAGUUUGAAAAAUGUUAUUCUGUUUUUGUGAGAACUAGUGAACAAGAAAAUACUCUUGAGUGAAAUGCAAUGUAUUUCUUUUGUAAUCAGUGCAUUUGAAAAUUCAAGCCAGCAUAUUCCUAGUAGAUGGAAGCAAAUUGAAGUUGUCUUUGUAGAAAAUGAAGAGCCUUUCUUCCAGUAAAAAUCCCUGCUGUAUGCAGUAGCCCUGAUUAACCCUCUCCCUUCUGCAUGUUUCCCAUGUUACAGACUUGAGACUGUCCUCAUUCCCAUAUGUAAUAGACAUCCAAAGAAUUUCAAUUGCUUUGUUGAACUUUUACUAAUGAUCUUGUUUUUAUUUUCUCUCUUGUUUUUGGUUUUUCACCAUUGAUAUUGUAUUUAGAAGGUUUCAGGUGGGUGAAACCUCCUAUUCCAUGCGUAAGGUGCCUCGCUGAAGGGAGCUCGAGGCCUGGAUCUAGGGCAGACACACACCUCCUCCUCUUCCAGCAAGGAACGCACCGAAAAGUCACAUGAUGAGAAAUAUGGCAUGUUAUUUGAAAGCAAUUGAGACGCAACCGAACUUUGCAGUAGCUUGGAGUAAUCUUGGCUGUGUUUUCAAUGCACAAGGGGAAAUUUGGCUUGCAAUUCAUCACUUUGAAAAGGCUGUCACCCUCGAUCCCAAUUUUCUGGAUGCUUAUAUCAAUUUAGGAAAUGUCUUGAAAGAGGCACGGAUUUUUGACAGAGCUGUGGCAGCUUACCUUCGUGCUCUAAGCUUGAGUCCAAAUCAUGCAGUGGUGCACGGCAACCUGGCUUGUGUAUACUAUGAGCAAGGCCUAAUAGAUCUGGCAAUAGACACCUACAGGCGAGCUAUUGAACUGCAACCACAUUUCCCUGAUGCUUACUGCAACCUAGCCAAUGCUCUCAAAGAGAAGGGCAGUGUUGCUGAAGCAGAAGAUUGUUAUAAUACAGCUCUCCGGCUAUGUCCCACCCAUGCAGACUCACUGAAUAACUUAGCCAAUAUCAAACGAGAACAGGGAAAUAUCGAAGAGGCAGUUCGCUUGUAUCGUAAAGCAUUAGAAGUCUUCCCAGAGUUUGCUGCUGCCCAUUCAAAUUUAGCAAGUGUACUGCAGCAGCAGGGAAAACUGCAGGAAGCUCUGAUGCAUUAUAAGGAGGCUAUUCGAAUCAGUCCUACCUUUGCUGAUGCCUACUCUAACAUGGGAAACACCCUAAAGGAGAUGCAGGAUGUCCAGGGAGCCUUGCAGUGUUACACCCGUGCCAUUCAGAUUAACCCUGCAUUUGCAGAUGCCCACAGCAAUCUGGCUUCCAUUCACAAGGAUUCGGGAAAUAUUCCAGAAGCUAUAGCUUCUUACCGCACUGCUCUGAAACUUAAACCCGAUUUUCCUGAUGCUUAUUGCAACUUGGCUCAUUGCCUGCAGAUUGUCUGUGAUUGGACAGACUAUGAUGAACGAAUGAAGAAGUUGGUCAGCAUUGUGGCUGACCAGUUAGAGAAGAAUAGGUUGCCUUCUGUACAUCCUCAUCAUAGUAUGCUAUAUCCUCUUUCUCAUGGCUUUAGGAAGGCCAUUGCUGAGAGGCAUGGGAACCUCUGCUUGGAUAAGAUUAAUGUCCUUCAUAAACCACCAUAUGAACAUCCAAAGGAUUUGAAGCUCAGUGAUGGUCGACUGCGUGUAGGAUAUGUGAGUUCUGACUUUGGGAAUCAUCCUACUUCUCACCUUAUGCAGUCGAUUCCAGGCAUGCACAAUCCUGAUAAAUUUGAGGUAUUCUGUUAUGCCCUGAGCCCUGAUGAUGGCACAAACUUCCGAGUGAAGGUGAUGGCAGAAGCCAAUCACUUCAUUGACCUUUCUCAGAUUCCAUGCAAUGGAAAAGCAGCUGAUCGCAUCCAUCAGGAUGGUAUACACAUCCUUGUAAAUAUGAAUGGUUAUACCAAGGGUGCUCGAAAUGAACUCUUUGCUCUCCGGCCAGCUCCUAUUCAGGCAAUGUGGCUCGGAUACCCUGGCACUAGUGGGGCGCUUUUCAUGGAUUAUAUCAUCACUGAUCAGGAAACUUCACCAGCUGAAGUUGCUGAACAGUAUUCUGAAAAACUGGCUUAUAUGCCACAUACUUUCUUUAUUGGUGAUCAUGCUAAUAUGUUUCCUCAUCUGAAGAAAAAGGCAGUCAUCGAUUUUAAGUCCAAUGGGCACAUUUAUGACAAUCGGAUUGUUCUGAAUGGCAUCGACUUGAAAGCAUUUCUUGAUAGUUUACCGGAUGUGAAAAUUGUCAAGAUGAAAUGUCCUGAUGCAGGAGAUAAUGCAGACAGCAGUAAUACAGCUCUUAAUAUGCCAGUUAUUCCUAUGAAUACUAUUGCAGAAGCAGUUAUUGAAAUGAUUAACAGAGGACAAAUUCAGAUAACAAUUAAUGGAUUCAGUAUUAGCAACGGACUGGCAACUACCCAGAUCAACAAUAAGGCUGCCACUGGAGAGGAGGUUCCCCGUACCAUUAUUGUAACUACACGUUCUCAAUAUGGUUUGCCAGAAGAUGCCAUUGUCUAUUGUAACUUCAAUCAGUUAUAUAAAAUUGACCCUUCUACUUUGCAAAUGUGGGCAAAUAUUCUGAAGCGUGUUCCCAAUAGUGUGCUGUGGCUGUUGCGUUUUCCAGCAGUAGGAGAACCUAAUAUUCAACAGUAUGCACAAAACAUGGGUCUUCCCCAGAACCGUAUAAUUUUUUCACCUGUUGCUCCUAAAGAAGAACAUGUCAGGAGAGGCCAGCUGGCUGAUGUCUGCCUGGACACUCCACUCUGUAAUGGGCACACCACAGGAAUGGAUGUCCUGUGGGCUGGGACACCGAUGGUGACUAUGCCAGGAGAGACUCUUGCUUCUCGAGUUGCGGCUUCCCAGCUUACUUGUUUAGGUUGUCUUGAGCUUAUUGCUAAAAAUAGACAGGAAUAUGAAGACAUAGCUGUGAAACUGGGAACUGAUCUAGAAUACCUGAAGAAAAUUCGUGGCAAAGUCUGGAAGCAGAGAAUAUCUAGCCCUCUGUUCAACACCAAACAAUACACAAUGGAACUAGAGCGGCUCUAUCUACAGAUGUGGGAGCAUUAUGCAGCUGGCAACAAACCUGAUCACAUGAUUAAGCCUGUCGAAGUCACUGAGUCAGCCUAAAUAAAGACUCUCCACAGGAGGAAUACCCCUCUACCUGAGCCUCAACCUUCAGGGGAAAGGGAACUAGAUAAUGUACUUUUUACUUAUCUGUAUAGUGUCAUAUUACAGAUGGGUGACAAAUAAUGAUAAUAGAAUAGCACAGCCAAGGUUGCUUUGUGCAUGAUAGGAAGAGACAUAAGAGAUGGGAAACUGCUGUUCUACAAGGAAUCGCCAUAGAAUUUUGCAGCGAUCAGGUGGUGCAUAGAUCUGGAUGGAAGGUCUGCUCUCCCUUGGUCUUCCAUGGGAUGGUUAGUAGAGGAGAGAUCUAGAUUGUCCAGCCGUUUUGUGAUUCCAUUGCUUGAUUGAGUCUUCUGAAUUAAUUUUUUCUUUAUAUUUUGGGUAUUGGAGCUUUUAAAAAUCUUUGGUUUCAGGUGAUUUUAUUCAUGUGAAGUGUAUAUGAUUCUCUUGAGAUAAGAUUUUAAACUAAAAUGUCGCUCCUUAUUUUAGUUUCUCAACUCUACAGAUUAAUGGGAACUUUGCUGGUGUAGUCUUUUUAUAGGUUUUAUAAACCACUUAAGCCUAUAUCAGUCGUUUGAGUGUCUGACCUAAUGAAUGGAGCUAUCAGUGCUUUUUUGAUUUAGAUCAUGAUUCAGAAUUUUUUUUUCUGGUCCAUUUCCUUCCCCUCCCCCUACUUUAAAAUUUCUCCUGUAAAUCAACUAACAAAACCAAGUCUGUUUCAAAGCAUCCCAGAGUGUUUCUCUAAAACACAUCAUCUAGUGCCAAAUGAAACUUCUUAGGAAUGAUUAUUAAUUAUGAAGGGCACAGUUGUGAUACUAUCAUUGAUGAUAAUAUUGAUUUUUGGCCUAGUUUUCAUCUAUUUCAUCAGUGUUUUACCUUUGACUGCCCCUCUAUGCUGCUUCCCGAAGUAAUAGUGUGUGAUAAGAUUUUUACCUUCCUUUUCUAAGGUUUGCUUUUUUUUUUAAGUGAGUCCUGUUCUUCCUAUUUCUGUCAGCAGAAAUGAAAUCCCAGGUAAGUAUAAGUAUUCAAAUAUUUGAUCACUAAGUAAAAGUUAUUGAGAAUAUAUUAAAUAAAUUUCAUCAAAAACAUGUUAUGGGUGAAAAGCUCUGAAGGACCAGCUAUGUAUAUGAAUAAUUAUUUUUCAAAUCAUCUAGGGUAUUAUAUAAUAACUGUCUUCUGGACUUGGUCUUGAAGUCUCUAUGGAUUCAGCCAUAGUAGCAAACUGUACUGCUAUUUGGUUUGGAGUUACAAAUUAGACUUUAGGCCAUCUGGAGCUUGAGUUCUUGGUAUUAAAAACCAUAGGAAUAAAAUCAUUGAAUUUCAACAAAUGAUUGAGGACUUGAGGCUUAAACAAACCAACAUAUGAAUAUAUGUUUUGUCUUGCUAUACUGCACUUAUGCUAUUCAGUAACAGUAACAGAUAAUUUUUUGUCUGCUAGUAGUGUUCUAGAUUAUAGUGUCUUUUCAAAGCACUAAGGCAGUGUACCUAUUCUGUAGUUGCAGCUGAUGCCUGAAUGUAUCCUAGCUGACAAAUUAUUGAUUAAUAAGAACUUGAAUUUCUGAAAGUCUGUUAACCAAAAUCUGAGCAGGAGUCUCAAAUAUAAUUUUUAGUCAGAAUUACAUGUGAAUGAACUGUGUAUCUUUUAACAAUGUAAAUCAAGGAACAUCAGUUUAGGGAUUUCUUAAUUUAUUUUUUACAUGAUUGAAAUAUUAAAGGUUGCCAGCAUGGUUGCAGAUAAACUGAUGUUUGAAAUUCACCAAACUACUUAAUGUGGAAUAAGAUGAUAGACUUCUAGUGCCCUCAAGGUUGUGACCUUACAGUCAUUUUACAUAGCACAUCAUUUCUCCUAUAGGGAUGAACUUUUUCCUGGCACGAAAGUAGCCGCUCUGGUUAAAGCUUUGCUUAUUGUAACAGGCUUUGGUUUCCAGGUAAUAUGCCUAUGGAAGACUUAAUUAUGAAUAGAGAUAUAGAGAUCACUGGAAACAAAUUGUUUUUUUCUAUUAUGCUCUGCUUUAUCAAAAAAGUAAAACAUUUAAAUUGUGCUACAGAAAUCAGGUGUUGUCUUGUGAUCUUUAAAAUAAUUAAUAAAUGAAUGAUUUGUCCUUAA